Messenger RNA from Rhododendron vialii, 2619 nucleotides. Its product is annotated as BTB/POZ domain-containing protein At5g17580. The transcript has 5 exons. Lineage: Eukaryota; Viridiplantae; Streptophyta; Magnoliopsida; Ericales; Ericaceae. Bases 584 to 2320 code for a protein of 578 amino acids. The record is from RefSeq and is a predicted model, not a curated record.
GCACAAAACGAGAAGGAAGGCCUUCCGUUAUCAGCCUUUAUCUUGUUCCCGACGAGCCAGGGAGCUCCUCCAGCUAACUGAUUUUCAAACGCAACAAUGGUUUCGGCCCUAACUCAUUAUUCCUCUCCGUCCUUUUCGCCCACACUAUUCUCCCCUAAAACCCUAACUCCACCAACCUCCCCUGUCCUGUACUUCUCAGUAACCUCACCAAUUCCUCUCAUUCUUCACCACUUUCCUCGCAUUAUUCCAAUAAAACUUCCAGUUUUCCUGCUGCGAAUUCCGCGCCAGGUUCUAGUAGACCGCGCCGUUCAGUAUGCUCUUACAAAGCCGGCGACGAUAAAUUUCCGCAGAAGGUUGCUGUUGCAAUGAAGGGGAGACGUUAUAAGCUUUGUAUACAAGUUUACAUGGACUUCUGGCAGCAAGUAUUCCAUUACAUAAAUGACCUGUUCCAAUGUUUAAAUUAAGAAGCAUCUAAGUCUUUUGGUGCUGUGCAACACAUAACUACUCCCCAGCAGCCUGAGAACCUCACAACUCUGUCCCGGUUUUGGUCCUGGACUAAACAGCUUGGGAGAGUAACAAUAAGAUGGACACUACUACAAGACACUUGGCAAAAUCAUCCUCCUGGUUGUCAAAAUCCAGAUCCUCUUCACAUAUCCAACUGCAUAUACGCUGUGUACCCUUCAUUUUGGACAGAGAACUUAUGGCUGCAAAAUCAGGCAAAAUAUUCAAGUUACUCAAAGAGAAUCUGAGCGGAGACAUCUCUCAUUUACUGAUGGACAUCCCUACUGAUCCAGAAACUUUUGAGCUAGUAGUGAGAUUCUGCCAUGGCCGUGAACUAAAACUGUCACCUGAAAAUUGUAUUCCCCUCACAUGCCUUUCUAACUACCUUGGGAUGACCGAAAACCACAGCACCAAUAAUCUACUAAAGAGAGCUUUAACGUACUUGCAACAGAGAAUCCUCCCUAACUGGAAUGAUUUAGUUAACUCCCUUAAGGCCUCGGAAAAAGUUCUUCAAGAAGCUGUGAAACUAGGCUUGGUUGAUGCCUGUUUUGAGUCCAUUAUCGAGAUGGCACUGGUUAACCCUCACCUUCUUGGGGAACUGAUAAGGAAUCCAAGCAAUGAUGAUGUUGAUGAUAGUGAUAGUGAGGAAAUGAAAAAUGUAUAUAGGCCAAAUGCAAGGAGGCGGCUUUUUGUUCUUGAUCGGAAGUCAGAGGAUUUAAAUACACUCUCUCUCCAGCUUUAUGAGCCCAUCAUUAGGGGAAUGAUUCAUCGAAAAGUCCCACCGGAAUAUGUGGCUGCAUCUAUCUGUCAAUACGCAAAAAGAUGGGUUUUUUCUAGCAGCACAAGAGGGGAUGAUGUAUUGAUUUACAGAAGGAACUCACGGAGUGAAGUUAUUGAAGCAGUGGAGAGACUUCUGCCCCACGAGCAAGGACUCCUUCCUUGCACAUUCUUGUUUGAAAUGUUGAAUUCUGCUAUAAUAUUGGAGGCUAGCUCCAAAUGUAAAGAAGGGCUUGAGAUUAGGAUCGGAAAACAACUGGACCAGGCGACAGUCAAAGACCUCCUGAUACCAUCCCAAGGGUAUGCUAAAGAAGUGGAAUACGACGUGGAAUGCAUUAAGAGGAUUUUGAAGAGUUUUUACGGCAACUAUGUUCGUUCAGACAUUUCGGGACUAAUCACGGUAGCUGAACUGGUUGAAGAUUUCUUGGUUGAGGUUGCAAGCGACGUGGAUUUGAACACAGAAACAUUUACAUUACUCGCAGAGAUGUCGAUAUCAGCAUCUGUUGGAACGCAAACGAGCUCCGACGGAAUAUACAGAGCGAUUGAUGUCUACUUGGAUACACAUAGGUUUUUGACAGAGUCGGAGAGAGAAGACGUGUGCAGCAUUUUGGAUUGCCAUAAGUUGUCCCCAAAAGCUCGUGAACACGCUUCACAAAACAAUAGGCUUCCGUUGCGAGUGGUGGUGCAAGUACUUUUUGUGGGGCAGUUGAGCUUGAGAGAGAUUUUGACAAAGGAAGCGGAGGGUUGCGACGAUAGGUUGAGAAAGGUGGCGGCGAGGGAGGAAGAGGAAGAAGCGGUUAGGGUGGGUGGCUGUGAGGAGGAAGUGAGGACAGAGAUGGAGAGAAUGGGAAGCAAGGUGAUGGAGUUGGAGAGAGAGUGUGAUACGAUCAGGAGAGAGAUUCAGAGCAAUUGUUGUGGGGGAGCCAAGAAGAAGGAGAAAGGAAUGUGGAGGGACAUGAAGAGGAAGUUUGGGUGCACCACUAGUGUGAUCAACUGUGAUUGCCACGUGAAGAGGCACAAGAAAGUUCAUCCAAGACACUGACUAUGCAAAUAAAUUUAAUUGAUUUAUUCAUUUUCUUGUUUUGCUUUUGCCUUCCUUUAAUGUCAUGUUAGACCACCAACAAAUAGAACUGGUUUUUUUUUUUUCCUGUGUUUGCUCCAGGGAUUUUAUCUUCUUUGUGUAUUUGAAUCUUGAGUAUUAAAUUUUGCAGCAUAACCUUUAGCAGUUGGGUCAUUUUGUUUUUGGUGGUUCAGUAUAGAUGACAACGUUUCUAUAGCCUUCAAUUAGUGUGUAAGCUCGUUAUUUUCUCUUACCAAGUUUCUGAGUCGUUUUUCUUGUUA